This is a messenger RNA of Closterium sp. Naga37s-1, 351 nucleotides long. The record is from the annotation of a GenBank genome assembly. NCBI's taxonomy places the organism in Eukaryota, Viridiplantae, Streptophyta, Zygnematophyceae, Desmidiales, Closteriaceae.
AUGGGCGGAACAGCGCCGAGUGGGGGGCGUUUGGGUGGAACCCAGGGGGGUGGGGAGCGUGUGGGCGGAACCGCGCAUAUAUCUGCACCAUAUUACUGUGGAAGAGGAGAAGGUGGGUUGGAGGAGGCAGGGGGGGGAGGGGUAGGGGGGUGGGAUAAAAGGGAAGGGGGAGGGUAUGGAGAGAAGCACAAGUAUCGGGUGACAGCAGCAGUGGCAGGGAGCUUUGGCCUCACCACUACCCCCCCUCUUCCCCCUCCCGCCACCAUCUGCUCCCCCUUUCCAUCCCCCCCUUUCCCCUCCCGCCACCAUCUGCUCCCCCUUUCCAUCCCUCCCUUCCUUCGCCUAGCCUGA